Molecule: messenger RNA, 9512 nt
Organism: Anguilla anguilla (European eel)
Lineage: Eukaryota; Metazoa; Chordata; Actinopteri; Anguilliformes; Anguillidae
Product: cadherin EGF LAG seven-pass G-type receptor 1-like
Exons: 35
Coding region: 239-9322 (3027 amino acids)
Biological process (GO): G protein-coupled receptor signaling pathway; homophilic cell-cell adhesion; cell surface receptor signaling pathway
Cellular component (GO): plasma membrane
Molecular function (GO): G protein-coupled receptor activity; calcium ion binding
Source: RefSeq, a predicted model, not a curated record
GCAGGUUUAUGCUAAUCAGUCUCAGAGGAGGGGAGCGACGGAGCCAUUUUGUAGUCAUUUUAAACUUAACGUGGAAAUAAUGAGACUCUGCUCCGCGGACAUAAAACAAAAGUACUUUUUAUAACAUUAAAAACGUUAAAUGGAAUGUACCUGAAAGGCGAUGCGUGGGGACAAGGCGAGUUAAUGGAUUUUUCCAGGUGUUUUGGUGAAGUUGUGUGGAUCUAAGGAGUUUUACACUAUGGAACUUCCAAUGAACUGGAUCUGGGUUGGUGUGCUUUUAUAUGUUCCCUUGUUGGGAUGUUUCGAUCUUCACAUUUCGGAGACAUUGCACCCGGGGGCCGUUUUGGCGAAUUUAUCACUGGGACCCUCUUGGAUCUAUAAAAUCGAUAGGACUUUAACUCCCAAAUACAUUCAAAACUUUUUAGAAAUAGACGGCAGAAACGGAGUGCUCGUCCUUUCCCGAAAAGUGGACUGUGCGCGCAUACACAGGAAUCCUGCGCCGCUUUAUUUUAAAAUAAGAUCUUUGACAUCUGAAAACUUUAUCUUGACACAUUUUAACACGUAUGUUCAUGGGCAGGAUUGUUUCAUUAAAUACAAGAGAAAGAAUUCACCAGGUAAGCCCGAUGUCUACAUUCAUUUUAUUUCCAGAGUGAAGGCAGCGUCCUGCUUUUCGCCAGGUAAUUUGCUUUUGAAUAUAAAGGAACAUUUACCAGUAUUCACUCGGAAUUUAAAGUUUUCCAGAUGGUCAUGCACUGAAACGGACUUUAAAGUAGUUUUUAACAACGACAACGUAACAUUGAGCGGGCAUGGUUGCUUGCAGCCAGGGAAGCCGAGUGAGGCGGGUUUACUAUGCACAUUGCACGGAGAGGAGAGCGACCGCAUCUUCGUGCGUGUGAAUUUGCGGUUUGUGACAGCAGCAGGCAAUGGUUUUUUGAAUCCGUGGAACAAACGAAAAAGGAGAAACGUGAAUACUGCUCCCCAGUUUCAGCUGCCCACUUAUCAGGUGUCGGUCCCGGAGAACGAGCCGGCAGGAACUCGUGUCAUUACGCUCAAAGCGAUUGAUGCGGAUGAUGGAGAAGCUGGCAGGAUUGAGUACGCCAUGGCCGCUAUUUUUGAUAGUAGGUCAAAUGAUUAUUUUCAGAUCAACUCACAGACCGGUAGCAUCACAACAAUGCAGCCAUUAGACAGGGAGGUCAAGGACACGCACGUCUUUAAAGUGACGGCUACGGACAACGGUACUCCCCCUAGGUCAGCCACAACAUACCUUACAGUCACUGUCAGCGAUACAAAUGACCACGGGCCGGUGUUUGAACAGACUGAAUACCGGGUGAACAUUCGGGAGAAUGUGGAGGUGGGGUUCGAAGUGAUGACGAUAAGGGCUACAGACGGGGAUGCCCCCUCUAAUGCCAAUAUGAUCUAUAAGAUUGUAAAUUCUGAGGCCAAUCCUGGUUUUGAAAUCGAUCCCAGGAAUGGACUGGUUAAGAUCAAGGUUCGCCCAGACAGGGAAACUCAGGCCAAAUAUGAGCUGAUAGUGGAGGCUAACGAUCAGGGCAAGGAUCCAGGACCGCGCAGUGCAACGGCAACAGUGCACAUCAUUGUGGAAGAUGAGAAUGACAACUACCCCCAAUUCAGUGAGAAAAGGUAUGUUGUCCAGGUGCCGGAGAACAUAGCCAUAAACACAAAAGUAGCCCAGGUGGAGGCCACCGACAAAGACGAAGGAAACAAUGCCAAAGUCCACUACAGCAUCAUCAGUGGAAAUGUGAAGGGUCAGUUCUACAUCCACUCCCCCACAGGCGUCAUUGACGUCAUCAACUCCCUGGAUUACGAGCUGAUCAGGGAGUACAAUUUGCGGAUAAAGGCACAGGAUGGGGGCAGGCCCCCCCUGAUUAAUGGAACGGGCAUGGUCGUGGUCCAGGUGGUGGACGUGAAUGACAACGCCCCCAUGUUCGUCAGCACACCUUUCCAAGCCUCCGUUCUGGAGAGCGUGGCUGUGGGUUACUCCGUGAUCCACAUCCAGGCUAUUGACGCAGACUCUGGGGAAAACGCUCGUCUGGAAUACAGGCUCACAGGCACGCCGCAUGACUUUCCAUUCACAAUCAACAACAGCACUGGCUGGAUAACUGUUGCUCUUGAGCUGGACAGGGAGACCACUGAAUAUUACACCUUCGGCGUGGAGGCAAGGGAUAAUGGGAUUCCCGUGAUGUCAUCCUCGGCCAGCGUCAGCAUCACAGUGCUGGAUGUGAAUGAUAAUGUCCCCACUUUCACAGAGAAGGUGUACCAGCUAAAGAUCAACGAGGACGCCCUGGUAGGGUCCAGUGUGCUGACAGUCACAGCCAUCGACCGUGACGUGAACAGUGUGGUGACGUAUCAGAUCUCCAGCGGCAACACAAGGAAUCGCUUUGCCAUAACCAGCCAGAGCGGUGGCGGUCUCAUUACCCUGGCACUGCCACUGGACUACAAGCAGGAGCGCCAGUAUGUGCUGACAGUGACCGCGUCUGAUGGCACACGCUACGACACCGCCCAGGUCUUCAUCAACAUCACUGAUGCCAACACGCACCGGCCCGUGUUCCAGAGCGCCAACUACCAGGUGGUGAUCAACGAAGACAAGCCCGUGGGCUCCACAGUUGUGGUGAUCAGUGCGACGGACGAGGACACGGGUGAGAAUGCCCGCAUCACUUAUGUCAUGGAGGACAACGUUCCCCAGUUCAAGAUUGACCCAGAUUCGGGAGCCAUCACCACUCAGAUGGAGAUCGACUACGAGGACCAGGCCUCCUACACGCUGGCCAUCAUCGCUCGUGACAAUGGCAUUCCCCAAAAGUCCGACACCACCUAUGUAGAAAUCAUCGUCCUGGACGCCAAUGACAAUGCGCCCCAGUUCCUGCGAGACAUGUACCAGGGCAGCGUGUUCGAAGACGUAGCCGCCAUGACUAGUGUAUUGCAGAUCUCUGCUUCUGACAGGGACUCGGGGUCCAAUGGGAGAGUGAGCUAUACCUUUCAAGGCGGGGAUGAUGGGGACGGCGACUUUUCUAUUGAGCCCUACUCUGGAAUCAUCAGGACGGCCAGGAAGCUGGACAGAGAGAACGUGCCCGUGUACAACCUGAGAGCCUUUGCGGUGGACAGGGGCGUUCCUCCACUGAAGGCCGGAGUGGACAUCCAGGUGACCGUGUUGGACAUUAACGACAACGCGCCUGUGUUUGAGAAGGACGAGCUGUACAUAUUCGUGGAGGAGAACAGUCCCGUGGGUUCCGUGGUGGCACGGAUCACUGCUACGGACCCGGACGAGGGAACCAACGCCCAGAUAAUGUACCAGAUUGUGGAGGGAAAUAUCCCGGAGGUCUUCCAGCUUGAUAUUUUCAACGGGGACCUGACUGCCCUCACGGACUUGGACUACGAGUCCAAAACGGAAUAUGUGAUUGUGGUCCAGGCGACCUCCGCGCCCCUGGUCAGCCGGGCCACCGUUCACAUCCAGCUGGUGGAUGUCAACGACAACGCUCCGGUGCUGCAGAACUUUGAGAUCAUCUUCAACAACUACGUCACUAACAAGGCCAACAGCUUUCCGUCUGGAGUAAUUGGGAAGGUGCCAGCCCACGACCCGGACGUUUCGGAUAAGCUCCACUACAGCUUCGUGGAGGGUAACGACCUGCACCUGCUGAUCCUGGACCCGGACACAGGAGAACUGCGUCUGAGCCGAGACCUGGACAACAACCGGGCCCUGGAGGCUAUAAUGCGUGUUUCAGUCACUGAUGGAAUCCACCAGGUCUCGGCCCUCUGCACCCUGCGCGUCACCAUCAUCACGGACGACAUGCUGACCAACAGCAUCACGGUGCGCCUGGAGAACAUGUCCCAGGAGCGCUUCCUCUCGCCGCUGCUCUCCCUGUUCGUGGAGGGCGUGGCCGCCGUCCUCUCCACCAACCGCGCCGGCAUCUUCGUCUUCAACAUCCAGAACGACACGGACGUCCACGGCAGCAUCCUCAACGUCACCUUCUCGGCGAAGCUGCCCGGCGCGCCGCACGGGCGCUACGUGCCGUCCGAGGAGCUGCAGGAGCAGAUCUACCUGAACCGCACGCUCCUGACGCUCAUCUCCACCCAGCGCGUGCUGCCCUUCGACGACAACAUCUGCCUGCGCGAGCCCUGCGAGAACUACAUGAAGUGCGUCUCCGUGCUCAAGUUCGACAGCUCGGCGCCCUUCAUCACCUCCGACACCGUCCUCUUCCGGCCCAUCCACCCCAUCAACGGCCUUCGCUGCCGAUGCCCGCCGGGCUUCACCGGGGACUACUGCGAGACGGAGAUCGACCUGUGCUACUCCGGGCCCUGCCGCAACAACGGGAGGUGCCGCAGCCGGGAGGGGGGCUACACCUGCGAGUGCCUGGAGGACUUCACCGGUGAGCACUGUGAGGUCAACGCCCGCUCUGGACGUUGUCAGCCCGGCGUGUGUAAGAACGGGGGGAAGUGCGUGGACCUGCUGGUGGGGGGGUUCAUAUGCCAGUGUCCGGCCGGAGAGUACGAGACGCCCUACUGCGAGAUGACCACCCGCAGCUUCCCCGGGCAGUCCUUCGUCACCUUCAGGGGGCUGAGGCAGAGGUUCCACUUCACUGUGUCUUUUAUGUUUGCCACUCGUGACAGGAAUGCCCUUCUGCUGUAUAAUGGAAGAUUUAAUGAGAAGCACGACUUCAUUGCUCUGGAGAUCAUCGAGGAGCAGAUCCAACUCACCUUUUCUGCAGGAGAGGCCAAAACCACGGUGUCUCCCUUUGUCACUGGUGGAGUCAGCGAUGGGCAGUGGCACUCGGUCCAGCUCCAUUACUACAACAAGCCUAACAUCGGACGCUUGGGCCUCCCGCACGGUCCCUCGGGCGAGAAGGUGGCCGUGGUCGCCGUGGACGACUGCGACAUCGCCAUGGCGGUGCGCUUCGGUGGCCAGAUUGGCAACUACUCCUGCGCCGCCCAGGGCACCCAAACCGGGCAGAAGAAGUCCCUGGACCUUACCGGCCCGCUGCUCCUGGGCGGGGUUCCCAACCUCCCGGAGGAUUUCCCGGUGCAGAACCGAGACUUUGUGGGCUGCAUGAGGAACCUGACCAUUGACGGCAAGCCCACGGACAUGGCCAGCUUCAUCGCCAACAACGGGACCACUGAAGGCUGCACAGCCAAGAGGAACUUCUGCGCUGGAAAUGUUUGUCAGAACGGAGGCACCUGUGUGAAUAAGUGGAACACAUACUCCUGUGACUGCCCUCUACACUACGGAGGAAAAAACUGCGAACAAGUGAUGCCGUCCCCUCAGCACUUUAACGGCCACGCCCUGGUGUCCUGGAGCGACCCGGACAUCACCAUCGCCGUGCCCUGGUACCUGGGCCUGAUGUUCCGCACCCGGCAGAGCAGCGGGGCCCUGAUGCAGGCCAACGCUGGAGCCUCGUCCCAGAUCAACAUACUGAUCAGGAAUAAUCAUGUGUGUUUCGAGGUGCUCCUGGGAGAGACAGUGGUAGCGGUGCUGGAGUUCUCCCAGGUGCGGGUAAAUGACGGGGAGUGGCACCACGUGCUGGUGGAGCUGAGCAGCAGCAAGGAUGGGAAAGACCUCAAGUACACAGCCCUGGUGUCCUUAGACUAUGGCAUGUUCCAGAGGACGGUGGAGAUUGGGAAUGAGCUGCCAGGUCUGAAGCUGAAGAGUCUGUUUGUGGGCGGGCUGCUGAAGAAGGAUGGGUCUGUCCAGCAGGGCUUCCAGGGCUGCAUGCAGGGCGUCCGUAUGGGGGAGACGUCCACCAACACGGCCAACCUGAACAUGGAGCAGGGCCAAAAGAUCCGCGUGGAGGACGGCUGCGACCUGGCCGACCCCUGCGACUCCAUCAUCUGCCCCGAGCACAGCCACUGCAGCGACGACUGGAACACCCACACCUGCGUCUGCGACCCGGGCUUCUUUGGGAGGGACUGCGUGGACGCCUGUCACCUCAACCCCUGUGAACACGUCUCCAGCUGUGUCCACAAGCCCAGCUCUUCCCAUGGUUACACCUGCGAGUGUGGAAACAGCUACUUCGGACAGUACUGCGAGAACAAGGUGGACCAGCCUUGUGCUCAUGGCUGGUGGGGUAACCCAGUCUGUGGACCCUGCGACUGUGAUGUCAGCAAGGGCUUCAGUCCCGACUGCAACAAGACAACAGGAGAGUGUCGCUGCAAGGAUAACUACUACAAACCGAUGGAUGGGGACACCUGCUUCCCCUGCGACUGUUUCCACCUGGGCGCCGCCUCUCGCACUUGUGACCCCCAGACCGGGCAGUGCCCCUGCAAGGCGGGCGUGAUCGGCCGCCAGUGCAACCGGUGUCACAACCCCUUCGCCGAGGUGACGAUCAGUGGCUGCGAGGUGGUUUAUGAGGGCUGCCCCAAGGCCUUUGAUGCAGGUAUCUGGUGGCCCAAGACCCAGUUUGGUCGUCCGGCUGCAGUGAACUGUCCCAAAGGAUCUAUUGGCACGGCUAUCCGACACUGCAAUGAUGAGAAGGGCUGGCUGCCUCCUGAGUUAUUUAACUGCACUACCAUCACCUUCUCCCAGCUGAAGAAACUGAAUGAGGAGAUGCACCGGAACGAGUCCAUGAUGGAUGCUGAGAGGUCCAAGGCCAUUGCUCACAUGCUCCAGAAUGCCACCAAUCACACCGACGCCUUUUAUGGAAACGAUGUGAAGACGGCGUACCACCUGAUCUCGCGGAUCCUGCAGUACGAGAGCCAGCAGCAGGGCUUCAACCUGGCCGCCACAAAGGAUGCAGAUUUCACCCAGAACCUUAUCAGAGCGGGUAGCGCCAUCCUGGACCCAGAAAACAAGGAUCACUGGGACCAAAUCCAGCGAUCGGAAGGGGGUACUGCCCACCUCCUGCGGAACUUUGAGGAGUACGCCAGCACUGUGGCCCAGAACAUGAGGAAGACCCACCUGAAUCCCUUCACUAUAGUCACAGACAACAUGAUUCUUGUGGUGGAUUACCUGGACACCUCCAGCCCAGACCUCGCGAAGAUCCCUCGCUUUCAGGAAAUUCAGGAGGUUUAUCCUGAAGACCUGGAGUCUUCCGUACUGUUCCCAGAGUUCACCUUCAAACCGACAAAGGACAAAGUGAACCCUACAGACGAGACCCCCGCAGAGACAAACCCCACGACGGAGAAGGACGACGCGGCUCCCGCCAAGAAGAAACGUCAUGCCGAGAGCCUAGCGGGGCCCCGCCCGGUCGCCGUAGUGAUCGUCUACCGGUCCCUGGGCCAGCUCCUGCCCGAACGAUACGACCCGGACCGACGGAGCAUGAGGCUGCCCAACCGUCCCAUCAUCAACACCCCCAUCGUGAGCGCCAUGGUCUACAGCGAGGAGGGGUCCCUGCCCACCCCCCUGGAGAGCCCCAUCACCUUGGACUACCGGCUUCUGGAAACAGAGGAGCGAACCAAGCCCGUCUGCGUCUUUUGGAACCACUCCAUUGGAAUUGGAGAGAGGGGGGGCUGGUCAUCAAAGGGGUGCGACCUGGUGUUCCGGAACAGCACCCACAUCAGCUGCCAGUGCAACCACAUGACCAGCUUUGCCGUGCUCAUGGACAUCUCCACCCGAGAGCAGCACGGGGACGUUCUUCCCCUGAAGAUCGUCACCUACACCACGGUGUCCGUGUCUCUGAUGGCGCUGCUCCUCACCUUCAUCCUGCUGGCCAUCAUCCACAAGCUGCGCUCCAACCUGCACAGCAUCCACAAGAACCUGGUGGUGGCGCUCUUCUUCUCCGAGCUCAUCUUCCUCAUCGGCAUCAACCAGACCGAGAACCCGUUCGUGUGCACGGUGAUUGCCAUCCUGCUGCACUACUUCUACAUGUGCACCUUUGCCUGGAUGUUUGUGGAGGGCCUGCACAUCUACCGCAUGCUGACCGAGGUGCGCAACAUCAACCACGGCCACAUGCGCUUCUACUACGCCAUCGGCUGGGGCAUCCCUGCCGUAAUCACCGGCCUGGCCGUUGGGUUGGACCCGCAGGGCUAUGGGAACCCGAACUUCUGCUGGCUGUCCGUCCACGACACUCUGAUCUGGAGCUUUGCUGGGCCCAUCUCCAUUGUCGUUCUGGUCAACAUAGUGAUAUUUGUGCUGGCAGCGAAGGCCUCGUGUGGCAGAAGGCACCGAACGUUCGAGAAAUCCGGGGCCAUCUUGGCCCUACGUACAGCGUUCGUUCUCCUGCUGCUCAUUAGCGCCACCUGGCUCCUGGGCCUGAUGGCGGUCAACAACGACGUCAUGGCCUUCCAUUACCUCUUCGCCAUCUUCAGCUGCCUGCAGGGAAUUUUCAUAUUCUUCUUCCACUGCAUCUUCAACAAAGAAGUGAGGAAGGGUCUGAAGAAUGUCUUCACGGGGAAGAAGCCUCUGCCAGAUGAGACCACCACCACACGCGCCACACUGUUAACUCGCUCUCUGAACUGCAAUAACACGUACACGGAGGAGGGGGCGCUGUACCGCACUCCCAUUGGGGAGUCCAAUGUGUCCCUGGACAGCACUGUCAGGUCAGCCAAGAGCCACAGCAGCUACCUUGCUUAUGCUCUCAGUAGGGACGAGGUUGGACAGAAGUCCGGCCUCUCCUCCGGAUCGGCCAAAGCGGCGCGCGCCGAGGGGGACUCCUCCCUCUUCCACCGAAAUGGCACCAAGGGCGACGACUCGGACUCGGACAGCGAGCUCUCGAUGGACGAGCACAGCAGCUCCUACGCCUCCUCGCACUCGUCCGACAGCGAAGACGACGAGGUGGACAUGAAGCCCAAGUGGAAUAACGAGCGGCAGCCUCUCCACAGCACCCCGAAAGUGGACACGGUAUCCAAUCACGUGAAGCCUUACUGGCCAGUGGAGGCGACGACAGCCAGUGACAGCGAGGACCUGGGCGGGGCGGAGAGGCUGCGGGUGGAAACCAAGGUGAAUGUGGAGCUCCACCCAGAGAAUAAGCUCAACCACAUCGGGGAGCCACCCCCACCAGACAAGGAUCCCCCAGCCAACGAAGGCGCGCCCCCCAACCAUCCCAAUAGCAACCACCACGCGGAGCAGAGGAAGGGGAUUCUGAAAAACAAAAUCACGUACCCUCCCCCACUGACAGACAAGAACAUGAAGAACCGUCUGAGGGAGAAGCUGUCGGACUACAACCCGCCGACCAUCAGGUCCAAAACGCCGUCGGUGGGGUCGAACGACGGUGUCCGCCCGGUCACUGGCACCAACAGCUCCAUCAUCAAGCCCCCUCAGCGGCCGACGGUGACCCCCCACGAGCAGCUCAACGGGGUCGCCAUGAGCCUUCGGGCGGGUGGCGUCAACGGGGGCGACGCCUCUGACUCAGACGGAAGUAAUGAAACCUCAAUCUGACCCAGCAGGAAAUCCAAGGAGACCGUGCCUUCAUGAGGAGGGGGAGGGGGAAGGGUAGGGGCCACGCCCGUGCCCGCGUGCCGUAUAUAAAUGCGGGGCUCGCAGACCCCCCACCCUUUGAACCCCUUAAGUGCCUUAGCUCCUCAGCUCCUAUGGAGAACAGUAUUACUGCAGACUUCUGCCUGCCAGA